AUGGGCAUUUUGUUAGUGGACCUAUCCAAUCUCCAGAUUAAGAUUCCAGACCGGGACUACAAGCGACAAGCCUCCGCUUUACGGAAACAAUACUUCAACAUUACACAAACCACCAUUAUAGCACUACAAAAUGUCUUGAGUGACGGCUUCGGUGGAAUCCGCGAUCUCAAGUCUCCCUAUAGGGACUACGUUGAUAGAAUUUCCAAAAAGCUGUUAUACCCAGCAUUAGGAAUGAAUCAGUCCAUUGUUGGUUUCCUGUCUGGGCUUGGGCGAUCAAGCGACAUACCUGCAACGUUGGACAACGUCGCUCUCAGUUUGACGAAUCGGAUAAGAGAUCGAGAGCUAGAGGUAAGCCCGAAGGUCGGAAAUGCAACAAGCAUGGUAAUCGUUACACGUGUGCGAUGGAAUUACCUAUGGUUUCCUGGUGCAAGUCUCUUAACCGGAAUGAUGUUUGCGGUUCUGUGUAUGUGGGAGACGCAGAAGUUGAAGAAGCCGGCACUGAACGAUAGCAUACUGGCGACUUUGGCAUGUGCGCCGGAUGAAGACUUGCGGUUAUGCCUGAAACAAGCUGCUGCCACUGAAAGAUUACAAGAGGUUGGAAGAUAG
Molecule: messenger RNA, 606 nt
Organism: Fusarium odoratissimum NRRL 54006
Lineage: Eukaryota; Fungi; Ascomycota; Sordariomycetes; Hypocreales; Nectriaceae
Exons: 1
Coding region: 1-606 (201 amino acids)
Source: RefSeq, a predicted model, not a curated record